Cottoperca gobio is the source of this 3818-nucleotide messenger RNA. RefSeq names its product methionine adenosyltransferase 2Aa (gene mat2aa). Lineage: Eukaryota; Metazoa; Chordata; Actinopteri; Perciformes; Bovichtidae. Gene Ontology annotation, molecular function: ATP binding; methionine adenosyltransferase activity. The record is from RefSeq and is a predicted model, not a curated record. Gene Ontology annotation, biological process: S-adenosylmethionine biosynthetic process.
GUCUGUGCUCAACAACAACAUUGGCUGCAGAGAAAUGACAAGAAGUGUCUGAAUAAGUUGUUUAGGCAACUGUCUGAUCCACUCUGCACGCCACCCUGGUGAGCCUAUACUUGAAGUAGCGUGGUCACUUUGAGUGUUAGAGCAGCAGACCCAGGUAAAAGCUGUAAAAACGUGGCCGACUCCACUAAAACUGUGCUAUCUGAACGGCUAGCUUGUUAGCUUACCGCGUGUGUAUUGGCUAAAAUGAACGGCCAUCAGAACGGUUUCCAUAACAACUCGUUCAUUGAUGAAGACUGCUUCCUCUUCACCUCUGAAUCAGUCGGAGAGGGACACCCCGAUAAGAUUUGUGACCAAAUCAGUGAUGCCGUGUUGGACGCACACCUCAGACAAGACCCUGAUGCCAAAGUAGCAUGUGAGACUGUUGCUAAGACGGGGAUGAUCCUGCUGGCUGGGGAGAUCACCUCUAGGGCCAACGUUGACUACCAGAAGAUUGUCAGGGAAACAAUCAAACACAUAGGCUACGACGAUUCCUCCAAAGGCUUUGACUAUAAAACCUGCAAUGUGCUGGUGGCUUUGGAGCAGCAGUCCCCCGACAUUGCUCAGGGAGUUCACCUGGAUCGAAAAGAAGAGGAUGUAGGAGCCGGUGACCAGGGUCUGAUGUUUGGAUAUGCCACUGAUGAGACUGAGGAGUGCAUGCCCCUCACUAUUGUCCUGGCUCACAAGCUCAAUGCCAAGAUGGCUGAUUUGCGCCGAAAUGGAGCGCUGCCGUGGCUCCGACCCGAUUCCAAAACUCAGGUGACUGUUCAGUACAGACGGGAUCGAGGCGCCAUGGUGCCGUUGCGUGUCCACACCGUUGUGGUGUCUGUGCAGCACGAUGAGGCUAUAAGUUUGGACGAGAUGUGCCGAUGUCUGAAGGAACAGGUGGUGAAAGCGGUGGUUCCCAGUGGCUACCUCGACGAUGAAACUGUAUACCACCUGCAGCCCAGUGGACGCUUUGUCAUCGGAGGCCCGCAGGGUGAUGCUGGUCUUACGGGUCGUAAGAUCAUUGUCGAUACUUACGGCGGUUGGGGUGCCCACGGAGGCGGAGCCUUUUCUGGGAAGGACUACACAAAAGUAGAUCGCUCUGCUGCCUAUGCUGCCCGCUGGGUGGCCAAAUCUCUGGUGAAAGCUGGGCUCUGCAGGCGUGUGUUGGUCCAGGUAUCCUAUGCUAUUGGAAUUGCCCAUCCACUCUCCAUCUCCAUCUUCCACUACGGGACCUCCCAGAAGAGCGAGAAGGAGCUGCUGGAAAUUGUGAAGAAGAACUUUGAUCUCCGUCCAGGAGUUAUCGUGAGGGAUCUUGACCUGAAGAGACCGAUCUACCAGCGCACAGCAGCUUAUGGGCACUUUGGUCGUGAUGUCUUUUCAUGGGAGGUGCCCAAGAUGCUGAAAUUCUGAACCCCCUCCUUUAAUCUCCAAGCGGGCCAUUAGGUGUACUACAGAUAAACCUGUGUGCCCGUCCACUCCCCUCCCACCCCCUCUUCCUCCUCGCACACACAGCCACAUCACCCCCAGCCUCUUCAUCAUAAUAAGAUUCCAUUUUCUCUACCUGUUAGUAUUAAACACAUCUCUCAACAAUAGUAUUUAAAUUGCAGAUAUAAAGUUGACCAAGCAUGUUGGAUAAAUUGUUUACAGAUUUGAGCAUUGCUGCCAGCUUUUAUUCAUCUUUAUUCUGGCAGCUAACAUCAUUUUUUUUGUAUGAUUAAUGGCCAUCUACUUCCUGACACUGCUAAAGAGUAGCUUAACUUAAUCUCUGCAGUAUGUAUUAAUACUGUAUUUAUAGCAGAUUUCCAAAACUACCAUAUGGGUAUUUACCAGUUGAUUGUGUUUCGCAUGACAUUUCUGGUAUUACUCAGCUUUUAAUAUGAUAAUCUCACUGCAGUUUAGUCAUAGAAGUGAUCAGUGGUUGGGAUCCUCUCUUGCUUUAUUUCUUUUAUGGCAAAAUGUCAUUUCACCUAACUGGGUUUGGUAAAUGGCAGUUUAGCAUCGCAAAAACUUUUAUCUAUUUUUAAAAUUUUGAAGGCACAAAUGGAGUCCAACACUUGUCGGGUGUGCUGUCCCUUCAGGCCAUUUCCUUUCUGACGUAUUACAGAGAAGUCAGAAGCUGCUAAUGGACCUUGUGGUUAUGUUGGACUGCACCAUGACAUCACUCCCUUUUUUUGUAAUUUAAAUUUUUUGGUUUAAAUAUCAUGUGAAUGUUCCAAAUGAUGUUAAGUGCGUCAAAUGUGUUUUCUGACCAACAUAAAGGCAUAGUACAGUACUCACCCUGCUGGAGACUGACUCUGGGUGUAGCUACAGAGAAACCCACCUCAGUUGCCUCGGGGCAGGGACUGCCUUUAUCCCAUGGCAACAGUGUGCUUAAAAUAAGUUAUUGAAUGGCAUUUGACCACUUUGACCACUAAGGAAGGGCAACUGAGUAAUGUGUGCCACAAGUUUUUGUAUCUAAAUUCUGUUUUCCCCUCAAUUGCACAUGAUUAGGGUCCUUGACACCUUCAGUCUCACCUGCUCACAAUGUGAAAGGUGAAUUGGCAAGGGGGAACAUGAAGAGUACAGCCACAAACGCAGUCGGCAAAGUGAAUGUAAGACAUGGUAUUGCUGCUCUCGUCUUCUCAGCAGUUAGUUUUGUACACAUGAGGACAUGGGAUCAGAAUAUGUUGAUGUUAUGUUUGUGGAUUUUGAAUAUUCCACUGGAAUUGCACAGCACAUUGGUUCUUAGAGUUACCAAAAGUGGAAAAGGUGUCUAUUUUCAAUGUUGUAUUUACAGUAGAGUAGUUCUAAAAUGAAUGUUUAGCUUGCAGCCGAAGUUUUUAUUUUUAUUUAUUUAUUUAUUUAUUUGUUUUUAAAAAACAUUCUAACUCUAAACCCCCAUGAGUUACGGGUGGCACAAGUCUGGUUUUUGAGACAAUCGGGGUUUGUCAAGGUCGCCCCUCUCCUUGUUCUUUUCAUGAGAAUUUAGUGAGGAAAUGCAGAUAAAGUGAGACCAGAUGUGUGGCAGGGACCCUGGACAGAUUUGAUCCCAAAGAUGACAUGAACACACAGUAAAUGCCUUCGAAUGAUCCCCCAGUUGCCCUUCUCAUUGACUUGCUCCAGGAUGUGUAUCCUCACAAUAUAGUUAUUAAGGCUAAGCCUGCUGUAAGCCUGAGGUCAGGUUGUAUUCAGCUUUAAAAUCAACACAGUUGGUAUUUUGUCUGAGCUGUGUGCGCAGUUGGUGUGUAUAACAAUUCCUCAUUAUGUAGCCAGGUGGCACUGUGUCAUUUAUAAUACUGAAAUUUAGUUUGGCUCCUCUGGCACCAUCUUGUGGUUCUUUGAGUGCACUGUACAUCAGAUAGGAGCCAUACAAAGGUGGUCAGAGCAUUUUAGAUUAGUCUGAGUGAUAAUCCAGUGAAAGGACUCAACCAAAGAUUUAUUUUAACAAAGUUUGCAUCCUCUAGCUCAUCCACAGACGAGACAAAUGAUUGGUUGGUGUUGUACAGAGAAACCAUCCUGUUUACGUGGUCUGCUGUGGGGGGUGUUGAGUAAUAUAUCCAUUUUAAUAUUAGAAGUUAAUCUGUCAGUGUAGUUGCUGAAUGUGUUAAAGUGCCUUUUCUCAUUUUCUGCAAUGCCCUUAUCCCCUGCCCCUAAACAUCCUACUCCUUACCUUUUUGAAUCCGCCCCCAGUUUCUACCUUGACGUGGCAAAAUCUCCCUCUUCAAUAAUUCAUACUGACGAGUCUGAUUUGUUGAGUUCCUCUUUCAAACCCUUUAAAAAUAAACUGCACUCUCCCCUUGUGCGCAUUGGCUGUG